CAAAACAUCACAAAGGCGUCGGGUGAAGUUAUCACUCUCUCGCGGCAGUGAUAUGAAACAGGAACCCGGUCAACCUUGCCAAGCCGAAGCUUGUGCACUCCAAUCCUGCAUUUCAGCCAACACGUACUCUCCAGAUAAAUGCGAAGCCCAUCUCAAACGCCUCUACCAAUGUUGCUCCAAAUUAUAUCAAGACCACACGGAGAAAAAUGAUUCAAAACGUGCCAGUGACGCCAACUUAUCGACAGCGUGUCCAAUGCCGAGUGUAGUUGAACGCUGGCUCAAGAACCAUCCAUCAUGAUCGCUCCAAUUGCAUAACGUUCCUCCAACCUGAAAGCGUAAAGGUCGCGUCACGUCUCCUAGAUGUUACGAAGAACCGGCUAUUGGUUUUACAUGCACAGCCAUACCGUUUUUUAAGCGCGCCAAAGGCACGCAUCACACUAAAUAUACCUCCACCGACCGCGAGGCUGUGGCG
Messenger RNA from Suillus clintonianus, 472 nucleotides. RefSeq names its product DUF1903-domain-containing protein. Lineage: Eukaryota; Fungi; Basidiomycota; Agaricomycetes; Boletales; Suillaceae. Gene Ontology annotation, cellular component: mitochondrial intermembrane space. The transcript is spliced from 4 exons. The record is from RefSeq and is a predicted model, not a curated record. The coding region runs from base 53 to 298 and encodes 81 amino acids.